GGAAAACGACAUUGGAUAGUGGAAUUCAAGGGCACUUUUAGGUGGAUUUUUAAAUGACCUGUCAGUUAUCAUGAUAAAAAAGGACUCACAGUCAGGAUUACUCUUCAAAAUUGUUUUGAUAGGUGAUUCGGGAGUUGGAAAGACAAAUUUACGUUCCCGUUUUACUAAUGAUGAGUUUAACCUUGAAAGUAAAAGCACAAUUGGUGUUGAUUUUGCCACAAAGAAUGUAAAAAUUGACGGAAAAGUUGUUAAGGCUCAAAUAUGGGAUACAGCUGGUCAGGAGAGAUAUCGGGCUAUUACGUCGACUUAUUAUCGUGGUGCAGUUGGUGCUCUUCUAGUUUAUGACAUAUCGAAACCGCAUACAUUUUUCAAUUUAGACAAAUGGUUAGAAGAAUUGAAAGAAUAUGCUUCAGAUGAUAUUGUAGUUAUGUUAGUGGGCAAUAAAUGUGAUUUGAAACAUUUACGUUGUGUAUUAACAGAAGAUGCUCGAAAAUUUGCAGAAGGAAAAGGUAUAUCAUUUAUGGAGACAUCAGCAUUAGACUCGGUCAAUGUUGAUGAAGCGUUCAAUCAAACACUUGAAACUAUUUAUAGAGUUAUGAGUAAGCAUCCAUCAUUUAAUACCGAUGAUACAAAUAUUACGCCGACAAAUAAUCUACCUAUUGAAGAGCCAGAUUCAAAACAAUCAAUCAGAAAAAAAUUCUGCUGUGCAUAGAAUCGCGCACUGCUUAGAAAAUGUUUACUCAUUUUGUGCACUUAUUAAAAAUGAAGCAUUGUAUACAAUUAUUGUAUUUUUCAAAUGAGUUGAAUUUUGCCGCU
Molecule: messenger RNA, 816 nt
Organism: Schistosoma turkestanicum
Lineage: Eukaryota; Metazoa; Platyhelminthes; Trematoda; Strigeidida; Schistosomatidae
Source: the annotation of a GenBank genome assembly